UCUCCAAUACAUCUCUGAUAAAAGCUUCCGUCUCGUCUUUUUCCACCCUUCUUUUUCCCAUUAUUACUCUUCCACCACAUCUCUCUUCUUCUUCUUCUUCUUCUUCUUCUUCUUCUUUAGUUUUCUGAAAUCGGUUGGAAUAACCGUGCAGGCAUUGUUGAAGAAUUUGCCAAAUAUGAGAGUGAAAUGAAAGUGUGAAGCUUUUUUUUUUGCUUAGGAUUUUACAAGUUUUCGCCAUGGGAGCUUGCACCUCAAAAUCUAACAAGCCCAAUCCUUAUACACUCCGCGAAACCCUAGAAGCGCCGCAAGUUCCCGAAACUCCUGCCAACAACGCCGCCGCAGCUGCCGACGCGGGGAAGAAGUCUCCCUUCUUUCCGUUCUACAGUCCCAGCCCCGCGCACUAUUUAUUUUCUAAGAAAUCUCCGGCGAAGACCGCGAAGAGCGCUGGCUCUACGCCCGGGAGGUUGUUCAAGCGGCCUUUCCCGCCGCCGUCGCCGGCGAAGCAUAUUAAGUCGUUGCUUUUGCGGCGGCAUGGGAGUGUGAAGCCGAACGCGGCGGCGAUCCCCGAGGGCGAGGAGGCGGAAGGAGCGGAUUUGGACAAGAGUUUUGGAUUCUCAAAACAGUUUACUAGUCGGUACGAGAUCGGGGAGGAAGUUGGGCGAGGGCAUUUUGGUUAUACUUCCUCUGCUACGGGUAAAAAGGGUGAACUUAAGGGUCAACGAGUCGCUGUGAAGGUCAUCCCUAAGUCCAAGAUGACAACAGCUAUUGCAAUUGAGGACGUGAGGAGGGAAGUAAAAAUAUUGCGAGCCUUGACAGGACAUAGCAAUCUUGUGCGGUUUUAUGAAGCAUUUGAAGAUCAAGACAACGUCUAUAUCGUAAUGGAGUUGUGCCUUGGUGGAGAGCUCCUAGAUAGGAUACUUGCAAGGGGUGGAAAAUACUCUGAAGAUGAUGCAAGGGCCGUUAUGAUACAAAUAUUAAAUGUUGUUGCAUUUUGUCAUUCACAAGGUGUGGUGCACCGUGAUCUUAAACCUGAGAAUUUUCUGUUUUCUUCCAAGGAUGAAAGUUCGCAGUUGAAAGCUAUAGAUUUUGGUUUAUCAGAUUUUGUCAGGCCGGAUGAAAAGCUUAAUGAUAUUGUUGGCAGUGCCUACUAUGUUGCACCCGAAGUUCUACAGAGAUCAUAUGGUACAGAGGCUGAUGUAUGGAGUGUAGGCGUGAUAGCAUACAUUCUUUUAUGUGGUAGUCGUCCAUUUUGGGCCCGAACUGAAUCUGGAAUAUUUCGAGCAGUCCUAAAGACUGACCCCAGUUUUGAUGAAGGGCCUUGGCCUUCAUUAUCUUCAGAGGCUAAAGACUUUGUCAAGCGGCUGCUAAAUAAGGAUCCCCGCAAAAGAAUGUCAGCUGCUCAAGCGUUAUGUCAUCCUUGGAUCCGGAAUCACAGUGAUGUGAAAGUGCCCCUCGAUAUUCUCGUGUUCAAACUCAUGAAGAGCUAUAUGCGAUCUUCAUCUUUGCGUAAGGCUGCAAUGAGGGCAUUGUCUAAAACAUUAACAGAAGAUGAGCUAUUCUAUCUGAGGGAGCAAUUUGCUUUAUUGGAGCCAGACAAAAAUGGCAGUAUAAAAUUGGAUAAUGUUAAAACAGCUAUGAUGAAAAUUGCCACGAACGCUAUGAAGGAAUCGCGUGUACCUGAUUUUCUUGCUGCGCUAAAUGCGCUUCAAUACAGAAGAAUGGAAUUUGAAGAAUUCUGUGCAGCAGCACUUAGUGUCCAUCAGUUAGAGGCUCUCGAACGCUGGGAGCAACAUGCUCGCUGUGCAUAUGAAAUUUUCGAGAAAGAUGGAAACAGGGCGAUUAUGAUUGAAGAACUAGCAUCGGAACUUGGGCUAAGUCCUUCGGUGCCAGUUCACGCCGUUCUCCAGGACUGGAUAAGGCAUACUGAUGGAAAGCUAAGUUUCCUUGGAUUUGUCAAACUGUUGCAUGGUCCCUCCACCAGAACACUUGUCAAAGUGCAGUAAAGCAGUUGAAGCAUGCAUGCUUCAAAAAGGAAUGAACUCACUCCCACCCACAGUUGAGAUAACAGAGUUUUGAUCAAGUUGAUUAUAUAUUGUUUACUCUUAACCGCGGGAUUCUUAGAACAUAAUAGUGUAUCUAUCCACCAGGGUGACCACUGGGUGGAGAGUUUUCAAUGGUGUGCAAUAGCUGUGGUAGAAUCUAUUGAAAGCUCCCUUUUCAUGGUUUAUAUUCUUUAUUUUUUUUCUCCUUUUCUUUUUCCAUUGAUAAUCAGAGGGUUUGUUGUGAUCUUUUAGUAGAUGGGGUAUGUGUUAACAGAGCAUCUCCUUAAUGGUAGAAAUCACUAGGGUGUGUCUAUAGGACUCAAUUGUGAUUGUAUUUGGAAUCUGGAUUAUAUGUAUAGAAGCAAUGGAAUUACUGUUGAAACAUUGUUGGCAACAAUGCCUCUUGCCC
This is a messenger RNA of Ipomoea nil (Japanese morning glory), 2451 nucleotides long. RefSeq names its product CDPK-related kinase 5-like. The record is from RefSeq and is a predicted model, not a curated record. The coding region runs from base 237 to 2003 and encodes 588 amino acids. Gene Ontology annotation, cellular component: cytoplasm; nucleus. Gene Ontology annotation, biological process: intracellular signal transduction; protein autophosphorylation; peptidyl-serine phosphorylation. Gene Ontology annotation, molecular function: calmodulin binding; calcium/calmodulin-dependent protein kinase activity; calcium-dependent protein serine/threonine kinase activity. Lineage: Eukaryota; Viridiplantae; Streptophyta; Magnoliopsida; Solanales; Convolvulaceae. The transcript is spliced from 11 exons.